GCCAAUGGGAGAGGCUGCGGGAGGCUGCGGGAGCGGGAGCGGAGGGGAACAAUGGCGGCGGCGCUUGGGAAAGCCGGGGCGGGACCUCCAUCGUGGCCCUCCUGGCCCGAAUGGACGGAUCGCUUACGAGUCCUUCCGGCGUCCAAUCGACAGGGAGGUCCCGGAUUGCCCCGCCCCCUCGGGACCUGCGAGCCCCGCCCAGUCGCUGCCCACGUGGUCUGCGCCUACAGUUCCCUCGCGCUGCGGGUGCAGAACGUUCUGCGGCCAGCUCUCCCCUCGCACGUCCGCGGAGGUGUUGUGUCCUGAGCGUUUCGGUCCCCUCGCCGCCGCCAGAUUCGGACAUUUUAUUUCCUUACAUCAAGGAAAAUGUGAAAGAAUAUCUACAGACGCACUGGGAAGAGGAGGAAUGCCAGCAGGAUGUCCGUCUGUUAAGGAAACAGGCUGAAGAAGACACCCACCUGGAAGGGGCAGUUCCAAUUCCUGCAGUGGCUGGGAAUGGGGUGGAUGAUCUACAACAGAUAAUCCAGGCUGUAGUAGAUAAUGUGUUCUGGCAGAUGUCUCUGGACCGAAAGACCACCGCUCUCAAGCAGCUGCAGGGCCACAUGUGGAAGGCGGCAUUCACAGCUGGACACAUAAAAGGAGAGUUUUUUGCAGAUGUGGUUCCAGCAGUCAGGAAGUGGAGAGAGGCUGGGAUGAAGGUAUACAUCUAUUCUUCAGGAAGUGUAGAGGCCCAGAAAUUAUUAUUUGGGCAUUCUACAGAAGGGGAUAUUCUUGAGCUUGUUGAUGGUCACUUUGAUACCAAGAUUGGACACAAAGUGGAGAGUGAAAGUUACCGAAAGAUUGCAAACAGCAUUGGCUGCUCCACCAACAACAUCUUGUUUCUGACAGAUGUUACUUCAGAGGCCAGUGCUGCUGAGGAGGCAGACAUGCAUGUGGCUGUGGUGGUGAGACCUGGCAACUCCGGAUUAACGGAUGACGAGAAAAUGUACUACAGCCUCAUCACGUCCUUCAGUGACCUGUUCCUGCCCUCCUCCACAUAGAGUGUUUGCCUGACUGCCCCCUUAAGCUCUCACUUGAUUCUAAUGCAAAAGUAAUUUAUAUGUGCACACACGAGCAGGUGUACAUAUGGGUGUGCUCCAAUUUGCACAGGCUCGUAAG
Messenger RNA from Perognathus longimembris pacificus (Pacific pocket mouse), 1158 nucleotides. RefSeq names its product enolase-phosphatase 1 (gene Enoph1). Bases 111 to 1040 code for a protein of 309 amino acids. The transcript has 7 exons. Gene Ontology annotation, molecular function: acireductone synthase activity; magnesium ion binding. The record is from RefSeq and is a predicted model, not a curated record. Lineage: Eukaryota; Metazoa; Chordata; Mammalia; Rodentia; Heteromyidae.